AGGAGGUUUCCAUGGUGACGGCAAACAAGGCGCACACUCGAGGGGCCACGGCCGGGCUGCUACCACCGUGGCCGCCAUGAUCCCCCCUGCGGACUCUCUGCUCAAGUAUGACACCCCGGUGUUGGUGAGCCGGAAUACGGAGAAGCGGAGCCCCAAAGCACGGCCACUGAAAGUCAGCCCCCAGCAGCCUGGACCCUCUGGUCCAGUUCCACAGCCACCAAAGACCAAGCUCCCCUCAACUUCUUGUGUCCCAGAUCCUACAAAGCAGGCAGAAGAAAUCUUGAAUGCCAUCCUACCCCCAAGGGAAUGGGUGGAGGACACGCAGCUAUGGAUCCAGCAGGUGUCCAGCACCCCCAGCACCAGGAUGGAUGUGGUGCAUCUCCAGGAGCAGCUGGACCUGAAGCUGCAGCAGCGGCAGGCCAGAGAGACCGGCAUCUGCCCCGUGCGCAGGGAGCUCUACUCGCAGUGUUUUGUAGGAAGGGCGGUGAGCCCCAGACAUGGUGCAGUCUCCCUCCCGCCUGCCCUCCUGAACUCCUUGUUAUGCGCUUUGGAAGACGAGCUGAUACGAGAGGUCACCAUCAACUGUGCGGAGAGGGGGUUGCUGUUGCUGCGAGUCCGGGAUGAGAUCCGCAUGACUGUCGCCGCCUACCAGACCUUAUACGAGAGCAGCGUGGCCUUCGGCAUGAGGAAGGCGCUGCAGGCCGAGCAGGGGAAGUCCGACAUGGAGAGGAAAAUUGCAGAAUUGGAAACAGAAAAGAGAGAUUUGGAGAGGCAAGUGAACGAGCAGAAGGCCAAGUGUGAGGCCACCGAGAAGCGGGAGAUCGAGAGGAGACUGGUGGAGGAGAAGAAGCACAACGAGGAGAUUCAGUUCCUCAAGCGCACGAAUCAGCAGCUGAAGGCCCAACUGGAAGGUAUUAUUGCACCAAAGAAGUGAUCAUUUCCACAUGGGUCUCAGCAAGCACUGCUACCCCAUCCUAAGCCUGUUGUAAUAAAAAAAAAAGCUAGUUUCCUGAGUGAACAGGCCAUAUCCUCCCCCUGGUCCCCACCUACAUGUCUGUCAGAAGUCACACGUGGCCCCAGUGGCAUGGAACACUUAGGUCUGGCAGCCAGGCUCCUGGCUGGGCAGUGGAAGGUGGUGCAGCCGACAGUCUCUGUAUGUGGCCAACCUCGGGAUUUGCCAACUCAGAAAGUAAGGCUUUCGGCCAUAUCCCUCGCAGGUGAAACUGCCUUCCCACCACUGCUCCAUACUAUCAAUUAUUUCUAGCUGAAUGAGCCGCCUGCCUGUCCCAUUUCUGGUCCAUGAUGCAUCUUGUAUCUGACCUUGGGCUGCUGAGGCCUCAGUCUUUCCCCUGAGGUCUUUCACCAUCCCUACCCCAGUGCGGGUCUAGUGACUCAUGCUGGAGUUCUGCGUUUAUACUAGGUCAUUUUACCCCUGCCCGCCAAGCCCACCCCAGCCUCUUCCCUAGUCUCAGACUGCCCAGGUGAGGCAGCAAUGGCAGCCAAAGCCAGGGCUUCUGAGAAAGUAAAUGUUUGCUGGGAAGAAACAAGUCACGAGGUCCACUGUGAGCUGCCUGCACCUCAGGAGCCCUGAUUUGGUUUGUUCAUCUUAUUCUGCAGAAAAUCACACCCUGACCCUAAUACCCCUCUAACUAGCUAUGUUUGAUGAACAACUGGAGAGGUACCCAAACCUCACGUGCUGCUCUAAUUAUUAAUGAGGAGGCUAUGGCCUGUAGGCUGCAUUUUACUAUUCCUCCCAGGUUAAACUCAAAGUUCAGAGGCCCAGGGCUGCUCCUGGUUUCGUAGACCCAGAAGGGUAAGUGAGCAACACAGAUCUUCCAUUUAGGGCAGUCCAGGGUAGGCUAGCGCAGCAAGAUGAGGGACUUCCACCCUUCAUGCACGCUGCACAACCAACACCUAGGAAGGCACGAACGUGUCCGCCCGGCUGGAGCGCCUCAAGUUGCGCAGUAUUCCCCAGGAGGUGCCAAGAAGGACCCUCCUUAGUGGAGCUCUGACCCGACAUCGUCCCUGUUAAGGUUCCAAGACUCCCUGAAAGAAGGGCAGGCCAACAAGAAGAGCUGGAUUCCGGGUCAAACAUGCCCUGUCCCUCUCAUCUCAGACUGGAAGCCAGCUUUUACCCCAACCUGGUGUCCUGAGGCAUUCUAAGGCUCCACUGAAAUCACCUGUCUGGGCCGCCGUUCUCAUGGGAAAGAACUCUGUUCGUUGAGAUGCGCCAGUCCCGGGACUCCCUGACAGUAAAGUACCUGUGUCCUCACUGCGUCCAUCUAACGGACUCGGAGGGAGAGCUGAAGCGGCAUUUUUCCCUCCUAUUUUAAAGCGUAGGCCACAUACCCUACAUCUUCGAGAUUUUCUUUUCACACCUCUGUUCCAAACUAACUGCCAGUAUAAAAGGUAUUCCACCCUUUCCAUUCUGUAGACCUCAUCUGUUUCUGUCAGAGGUCUGCAUGCCAUGGGUACGCUCUGGAGGAACGAAGAGGGCUCAUUUAAGUGUCAGAAGUGCCACUGGACCCCAUCACCUAAAGCCUUAGAGGUGUAGGGACUUUAUUUUCACCAGCACCGGUGAAGGGUUUCAACUGUCGAACCUCAGAACAAAUGCAUCAUGGCCUUAGAAAUGCCGACUGGGCAUGAAGAGAAGGAACACAGUUUCUAAUUGCAUAUUUUUGUAUAAUUUAAUAAACUUUUAAAACAUUA
Molecule: messenger RNA, 2709 nt
Organism: Zalophus californianus (California sea lion)
Lineage: Eukaryota; Metazoa; Chordata; Mammalia; Carnivora; Otariidae
Gene: DNALI1
Product: dynein axonemal light intermediate chain 1
Exons: 6
Coding region: 77-934 (285 amino acids)
Cellular component (GO): filopodium; axoneme
Molecular function (GO): dynein heavy chain binding
Source: RefSeq, a predicted model, not a curated record